AUGUCACAAGCGCAAAGCUCGCCGAAUCUCGAAUCGCUGUCUAUCGACGAGCCCCAGACUAAUGCAGUCCAAUGGGCACUCGGCGGAACAGUUGACGGGGAUGAGCAGGUGAGCAGCACAACCUGGGAAAGAAAAGCAUCUUGACGAUUCACUAACUGUCUACCCUAAUAGAUAUUGAUCGAUGCUGAGCGAUCCGCGCGUUCUAUAUCCAAGAGGAAGGCGAUCGAAUUGGUCUCAAGUCUCGCGGGUGCUUUUGAGGAAGGCAGCGUGGUUUGUGUCCACGCUGCUAAUGAUGUGAGAUUCUUACCCACGGGUUAAACUUACUGGAUGACCUCUCUGACGGCGCUUCAGGUCUUGUAUCCGAUACUGGUCCUUGCCAUCCUCGCUUCGGGCUGCAUAUACACCGGGUCGAAUCCCGUCUACACGCAGAGGGAGCUGAAGCAUCACCUUGAUGUCUCUGAGGCGAGAUAUGUGGUGACUACGACGGACUUGCUGAAACAUGUCGCGCCAGUUGUCGGUGAGCUUGGGGGAAAGGCUGAAGUGAGCAUCUUUUCGGACCUUUUCAAGGAUUCAGCGCCAGCGAACGAGACGUACAGGACAUUGCACGACUUGAAGAAGCCGGCCAAUGUCUCAGAUCUAUCCAAUCGCCUAGCGGAACUCUCACUAGAUGCGACUGCUACCCUCAUGGCCACGUCGGGAUCGACUGGCCUACCAAAACUCGCUGCCCGAUCUCACUCUGCCCUCCUUGCGGAAGCCAAAGCCAUCGCAUCCAGAACGUCCAACACCUCCUACUCCGUCCGAAAGCUGAUAUGUCUCCCUAUAUACCAUGCGUUCGCUUUCCCGGAAACGGUAUUCACUACGCUUCGUCUGGGUCAGCCAACCUAUAUUCUGAAAAGAUUUGGGGAUGCUUUCUCCUAUCGCAUUCGAGAUCACCAGAUCACGGACGUCCUGACCUUGCCGUCCAUGCUAUUGGAACUUGCGGAAUCUGCAGAGCAGGAUAUUGAUAUCAAGGCGGAUCUGCAGACCUUGCGGACAGUUUAUUGCGGUGGUGCUCCCUUGGUAGAGGAAUUGAAGGAAAGAUUUCUAGGGCUCUUUUACGAGACGCCGAGGCUGGUGAAUGUUUAUGGUAUGACAGAGUGCGGAUGGAUUGCGAUGUCUGACGGCGAGCAAUCGGAGAAUCGGAGAUGUGUUGGAUCGGCACUGGAAGGUCUGGAGAUUCGUCUGAAUGAGCGUGCGGCGCUGACGCUUGACGGCGGACGCGAAGUUGGAGAGCUGAGCGUCAUGGGAAACCAAAUCAUGACUGCCUACAAGAACGGUUCCGCUGCUAUCAAGGUCGCUAUCACGCAGUGUGACUGGCUGAGAACGGGUGAUAUCGGCUACCUCGAAGACGACAAAGUCUACCUUGUCGACCGAGCCAAAACCAUCAUCAAGAUCGAUGGCUUCGCGGUCUCUCCGACAGAAUUCGAAUAUACUAUACGAGAGCUAUCGCCGGUUCAAGAUGUUGCCGUCAUCUCGUCAGGACCGGACAGCGUUGAUGAGCAUCCGAUCAUCUUCAUCGCUCGCAAAGAGGGAGAAGGCGAACUAACCAAUUCUCAAGUUAGACAGCAUCUGACGGGUCGACUAUCGAGAUACAAAGUCGCCAAGUGCCGGAUUAGAUUCGUGGAGAAGAUAUCACGAGGCAAGGAUGGAGAGGCUCUCAGAGAAGAGCUGAGAAAGACGUUGAUGUAA
This is a messenger RNA of Lecanosticta acicola, 1728 nucleotides long. The record is from the annotation of a GenBank genome assembly. Lineage: Eukaryota; Fungi; Ascomycota; Dothideomycetes; Mycosphaerellales; Mycosphaerellaceae.